Messenger RNA from Odontomachus brunneus, 1614 nucleotides. RefSeq lists its product as uncharacterized. The transcript has 12 exons. The coding region runs from base 1 to 1614 and encodes 537 amino acids. The record is from RefSeq and is a predicted model, not a curated record. NCBI's taxonomy places the organism in Eukaryota, Metazoa, Arthropoda, Insecta, Hymenoptera, Formicidae.
AUGAACAUAUGUUCUUUAUGGUUCCUCUUAGUACUUGUAGGCUGCAUCUUCAGUAGAAGGGCAACCGGUGCUAAAUCUUCUAAACGUAGUCAGAAUGUCGGCACCGUUUUAUUUGAGAGAAACGAUUAUGGAAAGCAAUGCUGGACUAGCGAAGAAUUUGCCGUCCUUAACAGCCGAAGAAUAUUCCAAGACAUUUUGCCCGAGGUGAAAGUCAUCGAUCCGCAAAACGAUCAGUACAUAGCGCACCUGAUGGACUAUUUUCACACAUGCCUCGAGAACGUGCGGAGGUUGUCCGUGGGCAAAACGAAGCAUCUGAUGCUGAAAGCUUUGGCUGACACACUGGGCGGUUACUUGCGGGUCUACAUCCUGCCUCUCACGAGACACUCCUAUUACGCGGGGAAUAUCAAAUAUCGCAACGCGAAGAUGCUGUUCGACCUCUUCGACGAGCUGAAGACCUUCCUGCGGACGAACGGUGCCGGCUGGUCGAAGCCCAGCCAAGACGUCCGAGACGUCAAAAUCCCGUCCAUCGCGAUCACACCGCCGAAAACGUCGCUCGCUUGUAACGGACUCAUCACGUAUUCGGCGCUAUCUGAGCGCAACAGCGGAGAUUACCGAAGUUUCACGUUCAAAAGAAAGAAACGUUCUACGGUGAAGCGGGGAAACGCAAGACGCGCGAUCAAUGGAUAUAAUAAGGAAAAUGCGGCGGACGAAAUCGUAAUACCACUCCCGUUCCUCGAUAACGAAGUGGAGCCCAACAGCAUCGCCCUGCCCUUCAAAACCGACAGCUUGCAGUCAUUGUACUCGGAGAAGUCGGCUUUCGCGCUCGUAAAGUACUACAUUGUCAGCGCGAAGUGCAUUGCCUCGCGAUCGAGCACGAGAACGCAGUUGCGGAUGUUCAACAAGGACUUGCACAGCUGGUUGCGACAAUCCGUGCUUCGACACUUGGACGACGAGAAAUGGUAUCCGGCAUUCGGGGGUGUUCUGAGAGUAAUGGCUACCUCGCGGGAAUCGGGGUCAGGUAAAGAUACCACGAAGAGCGAGGCAAGCGGGGCUUAUCAAGUGAUGCCCAAAGUAAUCACGGGACGUAAGAGUCACACGGAUAAGAGCGUGUCGUCGCUUUAUAAAGACGACAACACGACGACGCUCGGAACCACGGAGAUCGUGAUUAUAGCGGUGGUGUCCGCGUUGGUGGUGUGGUUGCUGGUGGGUCUGUGCUUGGUGUGCUACAGAUUCCUCAGCAAGGACUCGGAGAGAUGCUCACCCUGCGAGUCGAAGAACACUCCAUUCGCGGUGCUGUACAAGAACGCGGACUACUGCGAGCCGGAUACGUGCCCUUCGAGGUCGUCGCGCACGGGUGUAGUUGAAAAAUUGAAGGAAUUGUGGAGAAGCAGGUUUGGUCGAUGCCCAGGGGGAUGUCAGAAGCACGAGGAUGAGGAACGUUGCUUAGCCGCGAUCAAUUACUGCAGCAAAGACACCGUCAGCAACAGCAGCAGGAUUUAUUCGUGGGCGUAUAUUUGGAAGAAGAAAUACACUAAGUCCACUUCCGCGUUUCCAUCAGGAUCGCUCAGAGGUCGCACGUCUUCCAAAAGGAAAGAUUCAAGUAAGGACUAUUAA